Molecule: messenger RNA, 2717 nt
Organism: Cheilinus undulatus (humphead wrasse)
Lineage: Eukaryota; Metazoa; Chordata; Actinopteri; Labriformes; Labridae
Gene: abcf3
Product: ATP-binding cassette, sub-family F (GCN20), member 3
Exons: 21
Coding region: 202-2337 (711 amino acids)
Molecular function (GO): ATP hydrolysis activity; ATP binding
Source: RefSeq, a predicted model, not a curated record
GAAAAUAAUUAUGUUUGAAUACAACAAUAAAAUUAAUAAAUAAUACUUCAUUGCCAAAAAAUAAAACGUUCAAAAUGUGUUAGAAUAUCUUCAUUACAGCCGUCGUAAAAAUAAGCGACCUAAGAACUUCAUCCCCCAUAAUUCACGGCGGUCUGUCAUACCGACGCAUGCGCAUUCCGGCAGUGUCCAGGGCCGGGUAUCAUGGCGACGUACGUGGAUAUCCUGAAGAGCGAGUUUCCUGAGAUCGACACGGAGCUCUUCGACUACAUCACAGGGGUUUUGGACAGCGGUGGAGCAGACUUUGAGGAUGGGGAGGAGGUGUUUGAUGCCAUUGGCGGCGUCCUGCAGGAGGUUUCUGCUGAUAGUAAAAAUGAGGACGACAUCCGAGACAUCUGUCUUCAGAUGUUUAACACUCUGCAGCUGAAUAACCAUCAUGGCUCUCAGAAGCAGGUGUUGUUGGACGCUCCAGUGCAGCUCUCUCAGAUCUCUGCAGAUAAUGAGUGUGCUGCUAAAGAUGUUCAGGGGAUCUGGAUGAUGAAACGUCCUCAGAACACAACGGUGGACGCUAAGAAACUGGAGAAGGCUGAGGCCAAGCUGAAGGCCAAACAUGAACGCAGGAACGAGAAAGACCUCCAGAAGGGCUCCAGUCCACUAGUCCUGGAGGAGGCGUCGGCCAGUCAGGCCAGCAGCAAGAAGGAUAACCGAGUGGACCAAUCAGGGAAGAACCGCAGCUAUGACAUCCGCAUCGAGAACUUUGACGUUUCCUUUGGAGAGAGGUGUCUGCUCCAGGGGGCAGAGCUGUCCCUGGCAUCGGGCAGGCGGUACGGUCUGAUUGGUCGGAACGGUCUGGGGAAAACAACCCUGCUGAAGAUGUUAGCCAGUCGUAACCUCCGUGUCCCUGCUCACAUCUCCAUCCUCCACGUGGAACAGGAAGUGGCGGGAGAUGACACGUCUGCGCUGCAGAGUGUCCUGGAGAGCGACACGCUGAGGGAGGAGCUUCUGAGCGAGGAGAAGAAGCUCAAUGCUCGCAUCGCCAAUGGAACUGCCGAUGGGAUGGAGAGCGUCCGACUGUCAGAGAUCUACGCCAAGCUGGAGGAGAUCGAGGCCGACAAAGCUCCGGCACGGGCCUCCGUCAUCCUGGCUGGGCUUGGAUUCUCUCCCAGAAUGCAACAGCAGGCAACAAAGGAGUUUUCAGGAGGAUGGAGGAUGAGGUUGGCGUUGGCCAGAGCUCUCUUUGCUCGACCGGACCUGCUUCUGCUGGACGAGCCGACCAACAUGUUGGAUGUCAGAGCCAUCCUGUGGUUAGAAAACUACCUGCAGACAUGGCAAUCCACCAUCCUGGUCGUCUCCCAUGACAGGAACUUCCUGAACGCCGUGGUCACAGACAUCAUCCACCUGCACUCUCAGAGACUGGACAGUUACCGUGGUGACUACGAGAACUUUAUCAAAACCAAAGAAGACCGACUAAAAAACCAGCAGAGAGAGUACGAUGCCCAGCUGCAGUACAGACAGCACAUACAGGUGUUCAUCGACAGGUUUCGGUACAAUGCUAACAGAGCGGCUCAGGUGCAGAGCAAACUCAAACUGCUGGAGAAGCUACCUGAACUCAAACCGCUUGAAAAAGAGACAGAGGUCACUUUAAGGUUUCCAGAUAACUUUGAGAAGCUGUCUCCUCCGAUCCUCCAGCUCGACGAGGUUGAGUUUCAUUACUCGGCUGACCAGCGGCUCUUCUCUGGACUCAACCUAUCCGCCGACCUCGAGUCUAGAAUCUGCAUUGUCGGAGAAAAUGGAGCCGGUAAAUCCACUAUCCUCAAAUUGCUUAUGGGCGAGCUGACGCCGGUAAACGGAGUCAGACAAGCUCACAGGAACUUAAAGAUCGGGUACUUUAGCCAGCAUCACGUGGACCAGCUCGACCUGAACGUCUGCUCCGUGGAACUGCUGCUCAAUAAGUUCCCGGGUCGGACGGAGGAGGAGUAUCGACACCAGCUGGGAGGUUACGGCAUCACCGGGGAGCUCGCCACGAGGCCGGUGGCCAGUCUUUCAGGGGGGCAGAAGAGCAGGGUGGCCUUUGCACAGAUGACCAUGCCAUGUCCAAACUUCUACAUCCUGGACGAACCGACCAAUCACCUGGACAUGGAGACCAUCGAGGCGCUGGCCAAAGCUCUCAACAAGUUCAAAGGUGGAGUCAUCCUGGUGUCGCAUGACGAGCGUCUGAUCCGGCUGGUGUGUCGGGAGCUGUGGGUUUGUGAGAGCGGGAAAGUCUCUCGCAUCGACGGUGGUUUCGACGAGUAUCGAGACAUCCUUCAGGAGCAGUUCAGGAAGGAGGGUUACCUGUGAGGCCCACCUGUGAGGCCCCGCCCACUUUGGACUGACCACACCUGAUACUAACAUAAACCGUGCCCCCCUCCAUUACAACAGCUGUCAGAGCAGCCAAUCAGCUGUCAGAGCAGAGUGGAGGACGUUUUUCUUCUCUGCCCACGCCAGAUGAUGAUCUGCUGCGAGCUGAUUGGUCGUUGGUGUUUACCUGGUGAGGUCACAAUGAACGAUGGAGGAGGAGGAGGCGGAGUCUUCAUGAACGAUGUAUUUAAACUGUGGAGCGAUUGGUGGGUUUAAACCUGGUCUGGUUUUGUAUCAUGGAGUCGCAGGUUUGAGGUUUUAAAGGACGCCAAACAAACGACGAAAUAAAAACAUGACAUCACCAUGUCUUCUUGAUUUCA